Theobroma cacao (cacao) is the source of this 1630-nucleotide messenger RNA. RefSeq lists its product as uncharacterized. Lineage: Eukaryota; Viridiplantae; Streptophyta; Magnoliopsida; Malvales; Malvaceae. The record is from RefSeq and is a predicted model, not a curated record.
CCAACCAUUCACGAAUCGUACUGUUGGAAACCGUACGUGCCCACCCCGCAGGGAAAAACGCGCCAAAUCCCAGAAAAAUGGCGUAAAAUUGCUGUUCCCAACUGAAGGCAACGCAGCACCGACAACCGCCUCUCCAACUUCGAUUCAAGAACCCAAAUUGAAACCCUAGAUCAGUAAUUUUAAUCAAAUUCGUUCUCAUCCUUUAAAAAAAACUAGGUCUAUCUUUUUUUUUUUAUUCCAAAAUAGGCAAUUAGGGUUGUUCAAAACCCUAGACUUCACAUUUCUUGCAUUUUCUAAAAAUACCUAUAGGUGGAAAAACCCUUGGUCAAUUGCCUACUGGGUUAGUGUUUUCCAAGCGAAAGCUUCGAUGGCGAUCAUUGGCGACGCGCUACGGCAAGCGUUUAUGCCGAAGCACGAGUACGAGAGCCUAAGAGAGGAAGACAAAGCUUGGACGAAGCUUCAAAGACCGAUCUUAAUAGGUUCUAUUGGGAUCGUUUGUCUCGCGAUCUUUGUUUGCACAGUUAUAAGCUUGAAGAUCGUGUUUCCGGGAGAUGAUUUGAAGCGACCGUUUUGCGACGACCGGAGACUACAGCCUUUGCCGGUGAAUGUGAAAGGAGGAGGUGGUGGCGAUUCGGAUCUGUUGCCCGGAGCGUUUUCUUUGACUGAUCAAGAGACUGUGGAUUACUAUUGGAUGGUUGUGUUUGUUCCAUCCAUGAUCAUUUUCUUGGCUUCGGUUCUGUAUCUUGUAGCAGGAAUUACUGUUGCUUAUGCAGCUCCAACAAGGCAUGGAUGUUUAAAGGUGGUUGAGAAUAAUUACUGUGCUUCAAAAAGAGGCGGGGUUCGUUGCCUGUCCAUUUUGAAUGUGGUUUUUGCCAUCAUCUUCGGUCUUCUUGCUUUGUUCUUGGGUUCAAGCCUCCUCACAUUAGGGAGCAGCUGCUCAUUGCCCUUGUUUUGGUGCUAUGAGAUUGGUUCGUGGGGGCUGGUGAUUCUAUAUGCAGGAACUGCCAUCUUCUUAAGGAGGAGAGCUGCCAUAAUUCUUGAUGAAGGAGAGUUUGGUAGUCGAAAUCUUGGUUUAGAAAUGUUAGAGGCUAACCCCUUGGAAGUGACCCCAGAUGUGGAAAGGCGUGUUAAUGAAGGCUUCAAAGCAUGGAUGGGAUCAUCCCUCCUAUCGUCUGACGAUGAAGAUGAACCUGAGACUUAUCAUGACGCACCUCAUUUAACACGUACAGCUUCUAACAGGCAGAGAGUGUGAUCUUAUAUCAAGUCACACCUAGUUACAGACUUUCUGUGGAAAAUUUCACUACUUUGCUGUCAGCAGGAAGCUGGUUCAAUUUUGGAGUGUGGAAGCUCACGUGUAAGAGUUGUUCAACCAGCAGCACAUGAAUUCUAAUUGUAGUUUGUCUGGUUGAUUGUGCUGUCGAUUGCUUCUCUCCUCAUAGGUGACCUUCGUAGCUUGUGAAUAGUUAACCACAGUGACUCAUUGCCAUUUGGUGUUUUGCGCCUUACUCAUGAAAAAGUGAUAUGCAUUUUAGCUACACUUUCUUGUAGAGCUCGUGUACUUGCCCAGCUGGGUCAUCAAAGCUUCAAAAUUCAGUAAUGGCAGAAACCAUUAAAAGCUGUUCCUUGUGCC